Syngnathus acus (greater pipefish) is the source of this 5844-nucleotide messenger RNA. It is a transcript of the gene zer1, whose product is annotated as zyg-11 related, cell cycle regulator. The transcript has 16 exons. The record is from RefSeq and is a predicted model, not a curated record. The coding region runs from base 206 to 2560 and encodes 784 amino acids. Lineage: Eukaryota; Metazoa; Chordata; Actinopteri; Syngnathiformes; Syngnathidae. Gene Ontology annotation, cellular component: Cul2-RING ubiquitin ligase complex. Gene Ontology annotation, molecular function: protein binding.
GAAGAGGGACAGAGGGGAGGUCGGACUUGUAGUAGAGGUAGGAGGAGGAGUCUGUUUGUUGACAUCAGACGAAAACGAAAAUCAGAUGAGCGAAGACUGGUGAUAACUCCGUUUGUCGCCUUUAUCAAGACGCAAAGCCUUGGCGAAAGCUAAGGUCUCCUGCACUGCCCAGUCUUGGAUCUGAGCCGGACAAGAAAAGGCAAACAUGGCAGCCAAAGAAGGAGACAACCCUGACAGCCUCAUGACUCUGGCCACAGUAUUCUGCUUGAGGAACCUCAGAAAGACAAUGUGCUAUCAGGGUUUGAGGGACAAGCUCUGUUUGCGCUCAGACAUCUUUCUUCCCAGUGAAAUCUGCGACAAAUUGGUCAACGUGUACAUGGAGUUGGUCCAUACAGACAGUAACUUUGAACCAGAAGAGAACUUUUUCCAACUAUUCUCGGAACCCCGGAGCACCAGACUCACCAGGGUGCAGCUGAAGGAAGACUUUGUCCAUGACAGAGACUUGGAGGCUAUAAGAAAACAGGACCUGAUUGAGCUUCACCUCACCUACUGCAACAGUCUGUCAUCCCGCAGCUUGAAAACACUGACUUGCUUCCGCGAGACGCUGGUCUCUCUUUGUCUUUUUGGCUGCAGCAACAUAUUCUAUAGAAAGGGCGGCGCCCCAUUAGCUUGCAAUGAAGAUACAGAGGAUGACGAGGAAGAAAGCCCUGUGUCAAGGCAGGCAUUAAAGACGGACUUUAACUUUCAGGGGUUUAACCGCCUGCGGUUGCUCAACCUGGGUGGCCUACCAGAUGAGAUGCAUGCUGAGACUUUGCUCAAACCCUUGAAGUCGCUCACCUCACUAGAUCUGUCAAACGUACAGUUACUGGGGACAACCUUUCUAACUCAGUGGAAAGACAGACUGGCAUCUCUUGUUCUCUACAAUGUGGACCUUUCAGAAGAGUUGGUCAAUACGGUGGUGGAACUUGUCAAUCUCAGGCAUCUUGACAUCUCGCGUGAGAGUAGGAGGACUUCCAAGUUCAAGAUGACAAGGAAGAUCUUGACUGCUAUCGUUCAAAGACUGGUCAAUCUGGUCUCACUGGACAUUUCAGGUCACAUCAUGCUUGACAACUGCACAGUUCCACACCUAGAAGAAGCUAUGGGCCGUCCAAGUAACGAGCCAUGCAAGAGCAGCAUCUACCCUUUCCAAGAGCUGAAGAGGCCCCUGCAGUUUUUGGGUUUAUAUGACACUACCCUUUGUAAUGUGACGCAUAUCCCGGCUUAUAAGGUGACUGGUUCAAAGAAUGAAGACCAGGUCCUAAAUGCUAUUGAAGCUUACACUGAGUUUCGUCCUGAAUUGGCCCAUAGAGCUAUCAAUCAACUGUUUGACAUCGCCAGAAUACAACACUGCGUCCAGCUACUCCGAGCAUUACAGCUUGUUAUAGCAGCAUUGAAGUGCCACAAAUAUGAUAAGAGCAUUCAGGUGACAGGAAGUGCUGCGCUCUUUUACCUGACAAACACCGAAUACCGCAGUGACCAAAGUGUGCGGCUUCGCCAGGAGGUCAUUCGAGUGGUUUUAAAUGGAAUGGAGCAAUACCAGGAGGUCACUGUUCAAAGGAACUGCUGCUUGACUCUGUGCAACUUCAGUAUUCCCGAGGAGUUGGAGUUUCAGUACAGUCGGGUAAACCAGCUGCUGCUAAAAAUCCUGGAGCCGGCAAGGCAGGAUGAAUCCAUUCAGAGAAUCGCUGUGCACCUCUGCAAUGCUUUAGUCUGCCAGGUUGACAACCACCAUAAGGAAGCUGUGGGAAAGAUGGGUUUUGUGAAGACAAUGUUGAACUUAAUACAAAAGAAGUUACAGGAUCGAAUGUGUGACCAGGUGAUGGAGUUCUCUUGGAGUGCUCUGUGGAAUAUUACUGAUGAGACACCAGACAACUGUCAGAUGUUCCUCAACUGUCAUGGAAUGACUCUCUUUUUAGACUGUCUAAAAGAGUUUCCAGACAAACAGGAGCUACAUCGCAACAUGCUGGGGCUUCUGGGUAAUGUUGCUGAGGUCAAAGCGCUACGACCAAAGCUGGUCACACCACAGUUCAUCUCUGUUUUCAGUAAUCUACUGGACAGUAAGGCCGAUGGUAUUGAGGUAUCAUACAAUGCAUGUGGCGUGCUUUCCCACAUUAUGUUUGAUGGACCGGAGCUUUGGUCGAUGGAAGAGCCACUAAGAGACACGGUGAUGGACAAGAUGUGGGAUGCGAUCCAAAGCUGGGACGUCAGCUCACGUCGCAACAUCAACUACAGGUCAUUCGAGCCCAUCUUGCGACUUCUGCCUCAAAGUAUCGCUCCAGUUAGUCAGCACUGGGCCACGUGGGCUCUGUACAACCUGGUGUCAGUUUACCCAAGCAAGUACUGUCCCCUGCUCAUAAAAGAAGGAGGAAUUGGCCUUUUGGAGAAAGUUUUGGAGUUGGAAAGUUCGCAGCCAGAGACAAAAGACAUGGCCAUGAAAGUAAUGGAGCAGUGUGAGAGCUUCAAAGAAGACCCCAUGGAAACAAAUCAUGUACACGAGGUAAACUAUGGACAAAGAGGUUGACACGGCGGCACCUUGAUAUCUGGCAAAACAACCUGAAGCUCCUCGUUAUCACCGCAAGGGUCAAUGUGUGCAUUUUCUUCUCGUAAUUAGAUUUUAUUUUGUUGGCAGAGCUGCGUCUCUGACCCUUUUCACAGCAGUCUGAGCACCAGCUUAACAUAUAUGACGUAUAGGGGUUAAGAAGGUGGAUGGUGUUUUUACCUUUGCUGCUCAUAAACGUCUCCUCUGAUGGGCUGGAGGGUUGUGUUGGUGGGUGACUGUUAUCGCUCAGUGUGGGUUUUGUGAAAUAUUACUUGAUAGAACGUAGCAGUUGAUGCUUGAUUCUCAGUGGAAGGAAACAGACACGCUUCGCAGCACACAACAAUAGCCGGGUGGCAAUGACCUCAGUAGAGGUUAAAGGUCAUGUGGUGUUUUCCAACACCUACAAAUGGUGGCCACCCCCUCCUAGUUGUGGUCACGUUCACAGUGGAGAUCAGCCAAUGCGCAAGUAGGCAGGGGUUGGCCGGAGGGAAGGCUCUGCAGAUAGACCUUUUGUUAUAUAUGUAAAUAUUGUUGUCCCCUCCUUUUAAUGUGUGUAUGUUUUAUAAUAUAACUGUAAACACUUAAGGCUGUACCCUCCAUUUAAAAUUAUUUAGGUUGGACUGGCAAAUGUUCAGUGCAUACUCAAGUGUGGUCUGUCGCCUGUGGUCGAUAAAAGAUCAUUUGGAUUUGACGCAGACUCACUUUAUUCUGGCUUUUUAAAAUUUGUAUCCUUUUUUUUACAUUUCCAUUCACUUGAGAGUUGGCGAGAAAAAGUCAGCAAGCUUCCCUUGAAACAUGAAAGGUAACAUAUAAUUCAUGUUCAGUACCUUCUUAGUCACAGUUUCACACUCGCACAGCAAGUCAGAGUGUCAAGGUACAAUUUGCCAGUAUCAAUAAAUAACAUCCUGGUUAAACAGCAAAUAGAAACCGCAAUCAUGGUGGCUAUAAUUGCAGAUAUUUCUAUAUAAUUAUAUGUUCAAUGUGUGUCCCAGGUUCCUCAUUUGUCAUUGCUGCAACAGCGUUGAUUACAUUCAUAUUUACAUAAUAGCGUACAUUUGUUGCCUUUUAUGUUUGCAUCCACAAAUCACAGCCAUUGCCUAUUCACGUCAGAUGGAUGGAAGAUGUUUAUGUUGAAAGAAAUGAUUAUUCAGUUUUACUGAUUAAUCAGAUUGCUGCACUAUCACUUUAAUCAUCAAACUUUUCAUAAGCUACUGAGGAAAACCAUUUAGAAUUUAAAUUUAGUACUAAUGAAGCAUGUGGCUCUCAAAGAUUUGCUCAACAAAAUUAAUACGAAAGUUGAGUGCUACAUCAUGUAGCACAGGUUAGACGACUCCUAAACUUUCAUGGCUUUGGUUCUUUGGGGUUUAAAAUGUUUUUGAGCUAGCUUUCUCCAAUCCAUUUGCUGUUGUGAAAGUAAUGUAGAUAUCUUGCAAAUAGUUUACAUGCCUAUCAUUGGUGCAGGCAAUGUGUGUUCACUUCCCACUCAGUGUGACAGCGAAUGAAGGGUUAUCUGUCUUGAAAUGUGUCCUGUGACUGACUGGCAACCAGUCCAGGGUGUAGUAAGGUGGCUUUGGCUUUAGCUCACCCAUGACCCUGAAGAGCAUAAGUGGUAUAGAAACUGGAUAUUUUAUUCACAUUUUUCUUUUGGCCCUUGUACUACCCUUUACCAAACUCAUUAUGCUGCUUGCACAAGAUGCCACAAACAUGGCCUCAACUUAAAAGCGCAUUGAAUAGUAUUUUGUGACAUGCUAUCUGUAAAAUCGCAUUAUUUGUGAAUUGAGUUAAGGAUCCACCGUUUUAACAACAAUUUUAAAAAAAUGUAUUUGGCAAAAACAGAUUGGUGUGACCUUUGGCUUUUGUACCAUAUGGGUGAGGAUUACUGAGUAUUGUAUAUGGCGUCAAAACAGAUCAAGGAAAUUGACUUGCAUUUGUUGAACUAGUGAGUACAACCCAUUGGAUUAUAACAUUGGUGGAGAAAAAUAAUACCAUCUGUUAGAUUUUGUCCCAGUUCUUUAUCUUUAAUUCUCGCUAUGCUAAUAGUAAUUACCAGGAGUCUGCCUUCUCAGUUUAACUAUUUUUGUACAUUGUACAGAUUCAUAUUACAUAGCUUUACUGUUAUUUCAUUCAAUUGUCUUUUCAGUGUUUGUGUGGAGCAAAAGUGAUUAUAAAGUAUUCCCUGAAUUGUAAUUGAUUUCUUCAUUGGAUUUUUUUUCUGUAAAUUAUUUCAAUCUGAUUGACUGUAUCGAAAAGGAUUUUAAGAACUCUAAUCUUUACAUUGUAAUGUUUUUUCAAUGGAGUAUUUCUGUUCCCUCAAAUACAUCAAUCCAUCCAUCUGAUUUUUGGAGCGCUUAUCCUCAUCACAGGUGAGGUGGAGCCUAUCCAAGUAGACUUUGGGCGAAAGCCAGAAUGCAACCUGUACUAGUCCUACAUAUUGUAUACUCGCUGGCCGAAAAUAAUGGGAGCUACUAUUAAUGUGCAGCAAUCAAACAGUCCUUUCUUCAGGUUCCACAGCAAUCAAUUAAAUAUUCACAUUGUUGCCACUUGCACCUGACAUAUUUCAUAAGCUAAUGGGAAUGCAUCACAGUGUGUGUAGCAGGAACUGGUUCCCAAUUUUAACUAACAACCUCUUUACAGUGCAUCACUGAAUUCUCUUCCACUAUAACCAAUAUAUUCAUGCCUUUUUUGAAAGCCACGCCGUAUCAGUUCAUGAUCCAUGUUGGGUUUACUAACUACUUUUCUCAUGUACAGUUGUGUGUGCGUGAGUGCGCGUGUGAGCGCACCUUACUCAUGGCAGUCUCAAUUGGUACUUUCAUUGGGGCAGUUUCGUUUUUAGUGAUUCGCAUUCAUGAAGGUGAGGUUGUAGUUUGCAGUGGAAAAAAAACACUCUUCAAGUCUUCAGAUUCAUAUUUCUAUGUGAACGAGUUUUUGAUUAUGAAAAUCUCAAAUGCUCACUUUUCCUAAGCUUUAAUACAGUUGAAAGGGCGUCAUGCUGUUGCUACUAUUGAGAUGCCGUCUUUAUUGAUCACGUACUAUUUAUUUAGUUAAUACCGAAAGUAGAGAUAAUCAUUUGGGAUUCUCAAACCAUAGUAUAUCAAUUUGACCAGUAGUUAUAUAAAGUCAACAACUGGUUUAUUUUUUAGCUGCAAGUGUAAUUCAAAUCUGAGUGAAUUUGAUCCUCACAUUGUGGAUUUUCUUUCCUGAUAUAAAUAGUACCUGGCCAUUACUGUAAAGGUGUAAAAGCAAUAAAGAUGGAGUGGUGAACAAAC